ACCAGUUGCUUAAAAAUAAUGACAGAGUUUGUUACAAAUACAUUACAAAUCCACUUCAAAAUGCUUGACAGCUUUCAUUUGUAUAGUACAUACUGAUUAAUAAAACUGCUAUUUCAUUUUAGUAACAUUGAAUGAAUAUGUAAUAAAACUUUUGAUUAUGCAUAUUAUACUAUUGUUGUACUUUCUUGCCCUAGUUUGAAUGUGUUUUUCCUCAUCUGAUUCCAUGUCAUUGUGACAUCACAGUCUUGAUGAUUAUGUUACUCUUUGCCCGGCUACAGCAGACAGCAUCUUAAAAACCGAACAGCAGCCAGUGAGUGUCAAGUUCUUCUCUGCCACAAUGUUUAUUUACAUUAAACAUGGAGAUAAUAACCAGUUCCUAGUUAACACCAACUGUCCAACUGUUGUCCUCAUGGAAUGCAUAAAAACCAGGUUGGGACUUGCUGAGUCAGAGCUUAUAGACCUGUGUGAUGAACGAGGAGUGCUGAAAUUUCUCUUCCUGCCCCAGAAUUCACAGGAAUCUGCUCGUGGACUGCUAAAAGUUAAAGAGUCAUUCAUUGUUUGCAUUAUUAAGCGUUCAUCUGAUGGGGCUUAUAACUCUGUCACAUCACUGUUAUCCGGGGUUGACCCUGCUAUAAUAGAGACCCUGCAGACUCAGAUUGACAAUCUUGAGAAAACUCGUCUGAAGCAGCUUCAUAUUGUGGAGACUCGUAUGGCUACAUCAGAGGAAAUCAAUGCUCAGGCUCUGUCCACUAAAACUACUAAAAAGCGCAAGAAAGUUACACAUGCAAAUGCCCCUGAUGAAGAAGUCCAGCGCCACACAGGGGACAGGAAGAGUAGGAACUGAACAAAAGCCCUCACAUUCGAGCAUUCAGCAUUCAUACUCAUUCUUAAUGAUGAGUCCCAGUUUAAUUCAUUCAAAUUACAGACAUGUUCAUCAGAAAUGCUGUAUUAUUUUUUAAAACUAUUUAUCUUUUUACUUGGUGAUUCAAGUUGCUACAUUGAUUUUAUAACAAAUAAAACUCAGGGACUAUAUCUUCCAGAAGAAUGGAAAACACAUAGGAAGGAAUUUAAUAAAGCAAUGUUUCAAUGCAAAUGUAUGUCCUCUAUCCAUCUAUCCAUCUAUCUAUCUAUCUAUCUAUCCAUC
Sinocyclocheilus anshuiensis is the source of this 1144-nucleotide messenger RNA. RefSeq lists its product as uncharacterized. The transcript is spliced from 6 exons. The record is from RefSeq and is a predicted model, not a curated record. Bases 338 to 844 code for a protein of 168 amino acids. NCBI's taxonomy places the organism in Eukaryota, Metazoa, Chordata, Actinopteri, Cypriniformes, Cyprinidae.